AUGCGUAUGUUGAAAAGUCUGACUGCCACCCUGGCCAGCGUGGGAGCCGCCAGUAUUCCCAGUGCCGGGCUGGUCACGAUGCUGCUGAUCCUGACGGCCGUGGGGCUUCCCACUCAGGACAUCAGUCUGCUCAUCGCCGUCGACUGGCUGCUGGACAGAAUGCGCACCUCCAUCAACGUGGUGGGCGACUCCUUCGGCGCCGGGAUCGUGGACCACCUGUCGAAGGCCGAGCUCGCUGAGAUCGACGCGGCCGAGAUGCUGCUCCUCCACCCGGAGGAGCUGGACUUCGUCCCCCCGCCGCCCCUCCUGACGGAGGCGGACCUGAUGAUCGACCCCUUCAAGCCGCCCGAGCUGCCCCCCCGUUCCCCGCGCCCUCCCAAGCAGAACCACCACGGCCAGGUCGCCCCACCGUCCCAGUUCACCGCCUACUCCCCGGCGCGCUCCGCCCGGUCUCCGUCGCCCCGCUCCGUCCGCUCCCCCUCGCCGCGCUCCGUCUGCUCCCUCCCCCGGCCUUUCCGCGCUCACUCGCCUCGGGUCCUCCGCAGGCCGGAGGCGGGCUACUGCGCCCUGCCCAGCCACGACAACCAGGUCCCCACGCUGCCUCGCUCCCACAGAGAGAGAGCGAGGGAUCGGGAGCGAGAGCGCCUGAGGCGGGAGAGCGAGACCGAGGAGGACGAGGAGAGGGACCGGGUCCUCGGCGAGACCAGCGACGGCGAGGAGAGCGACGACACGGCCUACGACCGGCGGCAGGCGAUGCCGCCCAGCGACCUGCCCUGAUCCGCUUCUUACCACUCCGAAAAAAGACAAAAAAAGAGAAGAAAAAAAAAAAAAAAACAUUUCCGUGCAGACGUGGAGCUCAAAUGUUGCAGAGUAAAUCCAACCGACCUGCCCCCCCCCC
Pungitius pungitius (ninespine stickleback) is the source of this 898-nucleotide messenger RNA. RefSeq lists its product as uncharacterized. NCBI's taxonomy places the organism in Eukaryota, Metazoa, Chordata, Actinopteri, Perciformes, Gasterosteidae. Gene Ontology annotation, molecular function: neutral L-amino acid transmembrane transporter activity; glutamate:sodium symporter activity; L-glutamate transmembrane transporter activity. The record is from RefSeq and is a predicted model, not a curated record. Gene Ontology annotation, cellular component: plasma membrane. Gene Ontology annotation, biological process: L-glutamate import across plasma membrane; L-aspartate transmembrane transport.